This is a messenger RNA of Nannochloropsis gaditana CCMP526, 1524 nucleotides long. RefSeq lists its product as uncharacterized. The record is from RefSeq and is a predicted model, not a curated record. The transcript is spliced from 2 exons. Gene Ontology annotation, cellular component: cilium. The coding region runs from base 1 to 1524 and encodes 507 amino acids.
AUGCUCGUACCCUUUAAGAAAUGGAGGUGGCAUAUCACUGGACUGCCGUACUCCCACCUCACAAGCCCCCUCAUCUCACUCGCAUUCGUGCUCUUGGAGGCCUAUGUCUACCUCGUCCCACUACGACAGCUCCAACUGCAACUUUUCUACGCCCCCUCCCUGGUCCCUCCGGAGAUGCUUCGAUUCCCUACCUCUCAAUUUCGAACUCUAUCUGCGGAGGACCUUCCGUCUUCCUCCCCCCGACUGCCCUCCUCCCCUCCUCCCUCAUCCCCCAUCCUUAAGCUCCACGCGCUCGUACACCGGGAUGGGCCCGGCCUCGGUGCUCCCUCUUCGACGUCCCGCUCCAGGAGCCGAGGGGCCAGGUACCUCGUCCACUGCAACCAUGGAUUUGGCGCGAACGCCUUCUCUUUCGAGCCCGUCCUCGCCCCCCUGGCCCGCCUUCUCGGUCGGACGCAUCCAGCCCUGGCCGUUGCGCACGAUGCGCCGGGGUUCGGGCUUACCGAGGUGCCCAAGGAAGGAGGGAGGGAAAACGGGGCGGGAGGAGGGGAAGGUGAGCUGUUCACUUUCGAGCACAAUGCCCGGUUGGGGGGGAGGCUGAUGGAGGAGUUAGGACGAGAGGGUGAGAGGGACGGCGGGAAAGGGAUGGCGGAGGAAGCGGACGAGGGAGGGGAGCGUCGUGUGUUCCUCGGUCACUCGAUGGGGGCCUUGACAUCGGCCUACAUGGCCGUACGCCACGUGCAGCAGGAGGGAGGCGGGGAUGGCGGGAGAGAGGCAGAAAGCGGCGUCACUGCUCCUGUCACGCUUGAGGGGGAGGAGGAGGAGGAGGAGGAGGAGGAGGAGGCCAUCCGUCCGCAGGGACGACAGCUGCAACGCCAGCGAUCGCCGCAUGUAUCGGUGGAAGGGGAAGGAGACGCGGGGGCGGGUGCCACCUCAGAGGAGAGUGGACAGCUGGCAGGCCCCUUCCCUCCUCAUCAUCACGUCCAGCGUUUGGGGGGCAAUGAAGGAGGGGAGGUGGGCGUAAGACGCGAGAAGGAAGGUCCAUUUUUCGGCGAGGGAGACGAAGGCGAGGAGGAGGUAGGGGAGGAGGGAGAGGAGGAGGAGGAGGAGGGGGACGAGGAGGAGAAAACCUGUCAAUUUUGCGGAUUGCACAACCCCGGCUUUACAGAGGAGGCGCUGGACCGGCACUACUUCACGAGCUGCCCUUUGUUGAUGCGGUGCCGGGAGUGUGGGCAGGUGAUCGAGAUCUUCGGGCUGCCAGAGCACCUGUUGGAGGAGUGUGAGGAGGCGCGAGGGGAGUAUGAAGCAUGCCCGGCGAGUGGGCUGGCGGUCCGGAAGGACCAGCGGGAAGCCUGGAGGAUGGGACCGGGGGCCUACUUUGCUGAGGAGGGGGGAAAGGGAGCGGGGACAAAGGUGGUAUGCCCUUUAUGUUUUUAUGCGAUCGAGCCGGCAUCAGAGGAGGGGGUGCGGGCGCAUUACAUCACACGGUGUCCUCGGAACGCUCGGAGGGAGGAGAUGGAGAGGUAG